GAAUUGAGCUCUGUUGAUUCUUAGAACUGGGGUUCUUAGAAGUGGUGAUGCAAGAAGUUUCUAGGAAAGGCCGGACACCAGUUUUAAAGCAAAAGUUUGGACUGUGAAGCAAGGCAUUGGGCAAACACAACAUGGCCUCACCGGCUGACAGCUGUAUCCAGUUCACCCGUCACGCUAGUGAUGUUCUUCUCAACCUUAAUCGCCUCCGGAGUCGGGACAUCUUGACCGACGUUGUCAUCGUGGUGAGCCGUGAGCAGUUUAGAGCCCAUAAGACGGUGCUCAUGGCCUGCAGCGGCCUGUUCUACAGCAUCUUCACUGACCAGUUGAAAUGCAACCUUAGUGUAAUCAACCUGGAUCCUGAGAUCAGCCCUGAGGGGUUUUGUAUCCUCUUGGACUUCAUGUACACAUCUAGGCUCAACCUGAGGGAAGGCAAUAUCAUGGCGGUGAUGACCACAGCCAUGUACCUGCAGAUGGAGCAUGUUGUCGACACGUGCAGGAAGUUCAUCAAGGCCAGUGAAGCAGAAAUGGCCCCUGCGCUUAAGCCUCCCCGAGAAGAGUUCCUGAACAGCCGGAUGCUGAUGCCCCAUGACAUCAUGGCCUACCGAGGUCGUGAGGUUGUGGAGAACAAUAUGCCACUGAGAAAUACUCCCGGGUGUGAGAGUAGAGCUUUUGCCCCUCCUCUGUACAGUGGCCUGUCAACAACACCAGCCUCUUAUCCUAUGUACAGCCAUCUCCCGCUCAGCACCUUCCUCUUCUCUGACGAGGAGCUCCGAGAUGCCCCCAGAAUGCCUGUGGGCAACCCUUUUCCCAAGGAGCGUGCCCUCCCCUGCGACAGUGCCAGACCAGUCCCUAACGAGUAUAGCAGACCAGCCUUGGAGGUGUCUCCCAGCUUGUGUCACAGCAACAUCUACUCGCCCAAGGAGGCAGUCCCAGAGGAGGCUCGGAGUGACAUACACUACAGAGUGGCUGAGGGCCCCAAGCCUGCUGCCCCUUCUGCUCGGAAUGCCCCAUACUUCCCCUGUGACAAAGCCAGCAAAGAAGAAGAGAGACCAUCUUCAGAGGAUGAAAUCGCCCUGCAUUUCGAGCCCCCCAAUGCGCCCUUGAACCGGAAGGGUCUGGUUAGUCCCCAGAGUCCCCAGAAAUCCGACUGCCAGCCCAACUCACCCACAGAGUCCUGCAGCAGCAAGAACGCUUGCAUCCUUCAGGCCUCUGGCUCCCCGCCAGCCAAGAGCCCCACUGACCCGAAAGCCUGCAACUGGAAGAAGUAUAAGUUCAUCGUUCUCAACAGCCUCAAUCAGAAUGCCAAACCCGAGGGCUCCGAGCAGGCAGAGCUGGGUCGCCUCUCCCCUCGAGCCUACCCUGCACCGCCUGCCUGCCAGCCGCCUAUGGAGCCUGCGAACCUUGAUCUCCAAUCCCCAACCAAGCUCAGUGCCAGUGGGGAGGACUCUACCAUCCCCCAAGCCAGCCGGCUCAAUAAUAUCGUUAACAGGUCCCUGGCAGGCUCCCCCCGAAGCAGCAGUGAGAGCCACUCACCACUCUACAUGCACCCCCCAAAGUGCACAUCCUGCGGCUCUCAGUCCCCACAGCAUACAGAGAUGUGCCUCCAUACUGCUGGGCCUACGUUCCCGGAGGAGAUGGGGGAAACCCAGUCAGAGUAUUCGGAUUCUAGCUGUGAGAAUGGGGCCUUCUUCUGCAACGAAUGCGACUGCCGUUUCUCUGAGGAGGCCUCGCUCAAGAGGCACACGCUGCAGACGCACAGUGACAAACCAUACAAAUGUGACCGCUGCCAGGCCUCCUUCCGCUACAAAGGCAACCUCGCCAGUCACAAGACCGUCCACACGGGUGAGAAACCCUAUCGCUGUAACAUUUGUGGAGCGCAGUUCAAUCGGCCAGCCAACCUGAAGACCCACACUCGAAUUCACUCUGGAGAAAAGCCCUACAAAUGUGAAACCUGUGGGGCCAGGUUUGUGCAGGUGGCCCACCUCCGUGCCCACGUGCUCAUCCACACUGGAGAGAAGCCGUACCCCUGUGAAAUCUGUGGCACUCGCUUCCGGCACCUUCAGACCCUGAAGAGUCACCUGCGCAUCCACACAGGAGAGAAACCAUAUCAGUGUGAGAAGUGUAACCUGCACUUUCGUCACAAAAGCCAGCUGCGACUUCAUCUGCGCCAGAAGCAUGGCGCCAUCACCAACACCAAGGUGCAAUACCGCGUGUCGGCCGCCGACCUGCCUCCGGAGCUCCCCAAAGCCUGCUGAAGCAUGGAAUGUUCUCCCUUUUCUCUCCAGCCCCUCCUCAGAAUCUACCCAAAGGAUGCUGUAACACUUUACAAAGGUCAUCCCAUGAUGUAGUGCCUCUCUCAUCCACUAG
This is a messenger RNA of Mus pahari (shrew mouse), 2367 nucleotides long. It is a transcript of the gene Bcl6, whose product is annotated as BCL6 transcription repressor. NCBI's taxonomy places the organism in Eukaryota, Metazoa, Chordata, Mammalia, Rodentia, Muridae. Gene Ontology annotation, biological process: regulation of cytokine production; negative regulation of transcription by RNA polymerase II; regulation of immune system process. The record is from RefSeq and is a predicted model, not a curated record. Bases 132 to 2255 code for a protein of 707 amino acids. The transcript has 10 exons. Gene Ontology annotation, molecular function: protein binding.